GGCCACGGUGCAUUGCCGUGGUUGCGCGCACAGGCGGCGGAGGUGGGGCAGGUGGAGGGAGAUGCUGGCGAGAGAGAGCGACGCAGACUGACCGCCACACACGCAGCUUUCAGACCUCGGCACCAGAUACACAGAGUCUUCCUCGCCCAGAAGCAGCGACUCCAUCACAGGUUCAAAGGGAGAGGCAAAAUGCUGUGGAUCGCCAUUGUUUUGUUAUGCGGGACUGUUAGGCAGCUGGAGGCAACCUGCCUGGCGACUGGGAGCCACAAAGCUUCCCCAAGCCCUGAACCAGAUCUUCGCGACUGCCCAUUAUACUCGAAGAAUGCUUGCUGCUCGGCAGAUACGUACGACAAGAUGAGUACCUCACCAGAGACCCUGUCCUGGAACAGAUGUGGACCCUUAAGCACAAAAUGUGAGCGGUUCUUCAAGCAGCUGUCGUGUUUCUACCACUGCUCCCCGGACACCACAAUUUGGGCAAAUUCGAAUUUUUCCAAUCACCUUCUGAACGUACCUCUCUGCCACGGCUUCUGUGGCCAAUGGUACAAAGCUUGCAAGAAUGAUCUGACCUGCACGAGGAACUGGAAUUCUGGCUUAAGGUCAUCAAAUGCCACUGAGACCAACUGUACCUCAGAAUGUAUUCCUUUUAGUAAGAUGUACAAGAGCGGAAAGGAUUUGUGCGAGAGUACUGAAGGAGACUCUUUCAAGGUCAGAUCCUGCAACUGCUUGAACAUGGACAAGGACGACGAGCAAGUGAUUAAAAGUGUGAUACAGGGGGACAGCACCAAGGUCGGCGUUACCGCAAAGCCCGAAUGCAGAGAGAAGCGUAGCACCAUGAACAAGCUGAAGCUCUCCAUCCGCAAGCGCUCCCUCUUUGUAGAAGACAUUGAUGGCAGUGGAAGUGGGUUCCCGACAACUGAUUAGUUCAACCACAGUCGCUAACUUUUAUUUUGCGUAGUGCUGUUCUUGUUAACAAGAUGUCCCCUCCUGUGUUUAUGCUGAUAAAAAGCUCCAAAGGUAUCACUCACUGCUACACUGGCAAUUACCCAGCCUUUCCCUAACCCCAGUCAUUUUCUUCUGAGCAUGUAACCUUGGUCAUGGGGAGAAGGCAGGAGAAUGGGGUUGAGAGAGUUAAUAAAUCACAUAAUGGCAUUGUGGACCAGACUUGAUGGGCAAAAUGUCCUAAUUCUGCUCCUAGGUUUUAUGUCCAUGAGCAUAUUCAAACAUUUUUCUCUUCCAAGCCCAGUGCUAUAUAGGUAUAGCAGCAAGAAUGACAGUAGAGCAGAAUGAUUAAACGUGUUUCCUGAGUCAUGUUGGCCACUGUACACGCUGGAGUACAGUGCAGAAGUGAUGGACUGGGCCCACCGAAAUUAAAACACACACACUCAAAAGCCAGGCUAAAAAGAGAGAGCCCACCCCGGCGUGCAAUUCUCAGCUAAUUCACUGCAUAAUCAGCCGGUCACUUGCCACGUUCUUACAAUCAGUCUGAUACAGUUUACCCACUAUUAAGCCAAGAGCCUCAAAUGAGAGUUCAGUAGAGGUAAAAUAUCUCCCAGUCCACGUGAAGCCCGUCCCUGUCCCACGUUUCCUAGGCUAUUCUCCCCUCUCUCAGUCUAUCCAUCUCAGUUACCUAAGCCCAUCACCCCUGCUAGGGCAUGUGGCAGUCCUCUAUCCUGGGCCAGUCCUUCAAGUUGUCCCAGGUGUAGCCCAUCUUCUCGGUGACAGCUUCAAGGUCACAUUACCAGGUGAUCUUCGGCCUGCCUUUCUUGAUCACCCCUGUGGUUUCCACAAACUUGCAGCUUUCACCACACAGCUUCAUACAUAGGUCCUCUCCCAAGGCUAAGGACUUCGGAGCUUCUGUUGGCGUUUCUGUAGUGCAGGGUUUUAAUGGAAUGGGCUUGGGACCAUACAUGGAGGAGGUCACUAAUUAGUUAAAAAAAAUUCAAAGGUAACAUUCUGAGGGGUACAAUGGGAGGCAACACUCUUUCGGCUGGUUGGUCUAUCAAGAGAUGGUUAGAUAUUUAUUUAUUCUCAGCUGCCUCUAGCUAAAACCAUGUUAAUCACCAUUUACAACAUUGCACACAGAAGGGUUGGCCUCUUUGAGGAAACAGCCAAAAUAAACUGAAAUGUGGGAUCAUUCCACCCAAAAAUUGGUUAAGUGGAUCAUAAAGCCUUCUCCAGUGCUCAAAUCAUUAACUACUUUCUGUUUUCACUCCAAAGUCCUUUCAAUCCAAUCAAUGUAUCUAAUUUUCCUUGGCAAGUUCACAGUUUAAUCCACAUAGUGAUAUCCUGUGGAUUAAACGAGCAAGCACCUGAAAGUUAUAUAACUUCUCCCUAAAAAGUACAACUUCCUGACAGUAAUAGUCUCACAGCUAUGACCUACAUUCAUACGUGUGGGUUCAAAGCCAUUAUUUUGGCAGCGUGUUUAAACAACCUCCUUUAAUCUUAGGUUUCAAUCCUGCAAAAAACAAUUGUCAAGUAAACCUACUGAAAUGUAUCCUAUCCCAAAUAGGUUCCAUUUUUACUUUUAAAAAUUCCUAUGAUUACUGUAGCAAAUUCAGAUUCAACAUUGUACGUCUGUUCUCUAGUUCCUUGCCAACCAAAUUAAACAGCCAGUUGACAUCCAGGCUUGCCUACAUUUUAAAAAUAUAAAUCACAUCCUCCCCACAAAACUUAAAACAAAAUUUAUCCACAGUUAAUAUCAAAAAUUCACCUGUAAACAUCAUCUUGGCAAAGCCCAUCUCUUUUAACUCUAAUUAGCAAAUUUAUUGAACUGGGUGCUUAUUUUUGGGUGAAGAUCUUCUUAAAACCAACCUACAUUAUCGCCAUGAGCUAGCAGAUUUUUGAAAAUCCAGCUGAAAACAAGUGCAAUUCACUUCUAGCUCCUGUAAAGAGGAAAACAGGGGAAUUUACCUUGGGCACCUUCUAUCGUCGUAAGACUAAGGUUAUAAAAACUUUAUACAGUCUGUACUUCCCACUCUUUGAGGACUGUUGGGGAAUAGAAGAAAACCAAACUGCAGUCUCUGCUUGGAUAAAUGCAAAGAUGUAGUUUACAUGCUGGUUUUAAUAAAUUAAUCAUUAUUGCUUUCAAAAUUUCUCAACUAAAGAGUUAUUUUUCGGCCCAUGUCUAUUUUUCUUUAUGUAUAGAAUUGUAGACAAUAAUGCUCCUUAUGUAAUAGAAUGACAUGCAAUAACUAAGGAAUAUUAGUGUAAUCUGGUGACUAUUUGAGGAAAUAGCGCUGCCACAUGGGGGUAAAACGCUAUUCAUUGUUCAAUACUUCGGUUGAUGUGAAACACAGUUAUUCAACACACUCAUGGGAUUUCAAUGAAACACAGCACUCACAGAAAAGUCAUUUAGUUCUUACAAUAUUUUCACAUUGCUCUGUUGCUCUCAUAGUUCAGGGCAAAAAUUGAUGAUUCAGUGAGUCUUGGCCCAAGUGAAUAUUGUUUAGUCAAUUCUCAAGUAUGAACAAUGGCGGUCUACUUAACUGAGCAGAGAUAGAAGCUCUCUCAAAGUUCAAAGUAAAUUUAUUAUUGACGUAUAUUUACGUCACCAUAUAUACUACCCUGAGAUCCAUUUUCUUGCAGGCAUUCACAGUAGAACAAAGAAAUACAAUAGAAUCAAUGAAAAGCUACGCACAAAGACUGACAACCAAUGAGUGAAGGACACAAUGUAAAUAAAAAUAAAUGCACAAAUAAAUUAAAUACUGAGAAUGGAAGCCCUUGAAAGUGAGUCCAUAGGUUGUGGAAUCAGUUCAGUGUUGAGGUAAGUGAGGUUAUCCAUGUUGGUUCAGAAGUCAGGUGAUUGAAAGUUAUUGACUGUUCCUGAAAACUGGUGGUGUGGGACCUAAGGCUCCUGUACCUCCUCCCUGAUGGCAGCAGUGGGAAGGGUGCAGGGCCUGGAUGGUGGGGGGAGAUGUGAAGGUAUCCUUGAUGAUGGCUGAUGGCUGUGCUCAUUGUAGAUGUGCUCAGUGGUGCAGGUUUUUUUUCCUGUGGUAGAGUGGAUUGGAUCCACCACCUUUUGUAGGUUUUGUCUCGGCCCUACAAAUCAAACUUUUUUUUAACUGAAUCCUUGGAUACAUUUUGUAUGUCACAAAUAUCCUUUCUGGCAUGAGAGUGCUAAAACUGCAUUGUAACUAUAGCGUUCAGUACAAUUGGGUUAACCAUAAAUAGCACAUUAUUGAUAUUACAAACAAUGAAGGAACACUGCAAUAAACUUUAGAUCUCCCUAUUGACAUCUAAGUGUUUAAUUACUUGAAAAUUAAGGCUAAAAUAGGUGGCAAUUUGUUCACUCUCCCUUUUAUAUACAGUUCCUAAUUAGGUAUGGGAAAUGUGGAUGAGAAAUGUGCAGGGCACAACAAAAAUUAUUAUCCUCCAUUUGAUCAUCCUCAUUCUGUACAGUUAAUGUACGAAAUACCAAUUUUCCCCACAACUUCAACUCCAGACCUAACUCCUGAUAGAAGGGGAUGGAAGAUGAAAGUCAUUCUUGUGUUGCAGACAUUUCCUUUGGACUAAAUUAUCAGCAUCCUCCUGUUCACACAAUAUACUAGAAUCAUGCCCCAAUCUAGUACUUUCAAAAUUUAAAAAAAAAAUGAGUUUCCUGCAGCCUUGUUUUUUUGUAUUUUAGACUAAGUAACUGCUGUAUUGUCUAGUGAUUGUUGGUUAUAAAGUCUAUCUACUAUUCGGGCCACCCAUGAUGGACUCCGGCCCUAUGCAGAGUGUGCUGUAGACAGGAACGUUAAGAAAUAGUUGUCCUUGUAUAAAUGGAUAGUGCACUUUGUUUCUGCUUCUAUUGUAUUUUAUUAACCGGGUAUCUGUCCCUAUACUACAAAUGUUGUGCAAUUCUACAGAACUGUUGAGAUUUACUAAUAAAAACAGGAACCAUGGUGAUAAAAAA
This is a messenger RNA of Hypanus sabinus (Atlantic stingray), 4894 nucleotides long. RefSeq names its product retbindin (gene rtbdn). Gene Ontology annotation, cellular component: external side of plasma membrane. Lineage: Eukaryota; Metazoa; Chordata; Chondrichthyes; Myliobatiformes; Dasyatidae. The record is from RefSeq and is a predicted model, not a curated record. Gene Ontology annotation, molecular function: riboflavin binding; riboflavin transmembrane transporter activity; signaling receptor activity. Bases 190 to 921 code for a protein of 243 amino acids. The transcript is spliced from 6 exons.